AUGGCUGCCACUACCUUCUUCACCACCAGCGCCCCGGUCAACUUUGGCCGCUCCGGCUACAACAAGGGCAACUCCGACGAUGAUGAGGAGAACAAGCUCGUCAACUUUGGCCGAUCCGGCUACAACAAGGAUGACAAGGACGACGAGGAGACCAACAAGCAGCACUAA
Molecule: messenger RNA, 168 nt
Organism: Dichotomopilus funicola
Lineage: Eukaryota; Fungi; Ascomycota; Sordariomycetes; Sordariales; Chaetomiaceae
Exons: 3
Coding region: 1-168 (55 amino acids)
Source: RefSeq, a predicted model, not a curated record